GGCCCCGGAGAGCGGCGGGGCUAUUCAGCUUCCCGGGCGGGCGGCCGUCGGUCACGGCGAGCGGGAUGGCGGCGGCGGGCGGUGCGGACAAGGAGCCGGAGCUGGAGCCGGAGCCGCCUCGCCGAGGCCCGGCCGAGGGCGAGGAGGCGGCGGCGGCCGAGCUGGCUGCCGAGCUGUCGGCACGGCGCAGCGCGGAGGCCCGGCGGCUGGUGCUGUCCCCGCGGCGGCUGUGGGGCCCGCUGCCCGCCGGGCUGUCGCAGUGGUUCCCGGCGCUGGAGGUGCUGGACGUGAGCGGGACGGGGCUGGCGGAGCUGGGCGACGAGCUGCUGGCCCUGCCGCGCCUGCACACGUUGCUGGCCAAGAACAACCGGCUGGGCGGGCCCGGCUCGCUGCCCAAGGCGCUGGGGCAGGCCCCGCUGGGCCGAUCCCUGCGAGUCCUCAACCUCAGCGGCAACCGCUUCGCCGAGCUGCCGCCCGCCCUGCUGGGCCUCCGCGGGUUACAGAGCCUCAGCCUCGGCGGCAACCGGCUGCACGGCAUCCCGCCCGACAUCCAGGAGCUCCGCAGCUUGGAGUUUCUGUACCUCGGAGGGAAUUUCAUUACUUCAAUUCCACCUGAGUUAGCAAACCUGCCUUCUCUGAGCUCUCUAGUGCUGUGUGACAACAAGAUUCAGAGCAUUCCACCUCAGCUGGCACAGCUGCAUUCCUUGCGUUCCCUCAGCCUGCACAACAACCUCCUGACUUACCUCCCUCGAGAGAUUCUUAACCUGGUUCACCUGGAGGAGCUGAGUUUGCGAGGGAACCCUCUGGUGGUUCGCUUUGUCCGUGACCUGACCUACAACCCCCCAAGCCUUCAAGAACUGGCAGGACGCACAAUUAAAACUCGCAAUGUUCCCUAUGCUCCCAGUGAUCUCCCAGAGAAUCUUGUCCGCUAUCUGAGCUUGGCCAGCAACUGUCCCAACCCUAAAUGUGGGGGUGUCUACUUUGACAGCUGUGUCAGACAAAUCAAGUUUGUUGACUUCUGUGGGAAGUACCGCAUCCCGCUGAUGCACUACCUGUGCUCCCCGGAGUGCUCCUCGCCCUGCAGCUCUGCCUCCCAGAGCUCCACUUCCCAGAGUGAAUCUGACUCCGAGGACGAAGCCAGCGUUGCUGCACGCAGGAUGCAGAAAGUCCUUCUGGGAUAACAGAGAACAAAACAGGAAGAGCAGAAGGAAAAGUGUUUGAAAAGUAAUCAUGGGACAGCAAAGCAUGAGCCCUUGGCCAGAAGGGCUCACAAGAAACUUUCCUCAAGUCCUUGUAGAGGGCAGAGCACCUUAGCAAGCCUCGGCUUGCUUGCUGUAGCGCUACUUAGGAGAACUAACUCAGUGGAUACUGCCUGUAGGGCACCUGGGGUUGUUAGAGAUGUCUGCUGUCUGGGUGACCCCCUCAUGUGGGCUGGGGAGGGGCUUCAUCCUGACUGGCAGGUCAAGAAGCGUUUAAUAUGUGACACUUCACAGGACUUCAGUCAUCCUACAGAGCAAAGGAAGCUGGCCAGAUCUUUGAACACUGUGGUAAAUCAGGAACAGGCUAAUGAUGCCAUAUGGGUAUGCAUGGAUCCCAAUGUUUUGUAUAGCGUUUUGAUUCUUUAUUGUCUCCUUUGAUUUCAGUUACAGAUCUUGAACCCAUCCACCGAAUACGGGAGCUGGAUAUUUUUGUCAUUGUUCAGGAGUAGAUUUUCCAAACUCUGGUUACUGCUCCUUUGCCUGGAGACACAGGGUCUCUGUGCUGCUGCAGGUAUUACAGCCAUAGAACUGAGCCGCCUUUUUUCUCCUUCAUUACACCAGGCUGUCCUUAGUGCUUCCUCCUAACGGUAUUCCUUUUUAUUUUAAUUCCUUCUGCCUCUUCCCAUUACACUUGGAGUGCUGCUUUUUUCUGAUGCCUUCAGAAGAUGGAUCAGUUGUUCUGUUGAGACUUGAGAUUGUUAUCUCGGACCUGUGGCCAUGUGUGCCUGUGCGUGGGACCAGAUGUGAUGCGCUCCAUCAUAUGUUUGGGUCUCAGCUUGAUGAAGCAAAUCUACUUUCAUAUCUGAACUACAGGAAAGGUCUUAAUUGGUGUUUCCUGUCCUUAAGCGACCAUGCUUCUGUGCUGCAGCAGCUAGCUCUCCUAUGCUUGCUGCAGCGCUACCAUCUAUCUUUAAGCUCAUCUAUUUAAAGCAGAGAGCACCUUAGUGAAUUGGAAGUGCUGAGAGGCGUACUGCAGAGAGCAGUUUUUGGAUAUAUGUAUUCUUUUCUUGCCUUAACACAGAGGAAAAGCCAGUACAAAAAAACAUAACACACCUUGUCUGUUUGUCUUGCUGGGGGUGGUUUUGAAGCCCCUUCCUUACGUGCAUUUGCUCUUGCUGUGAUAGAGGAGUCAGGGUGUCGGACUGUCCAAGUAAUACAUUCGCUUACCUGAAGCUAUGCUUAAAGGAAAGCCACAGAAAAAUUGUGAGUUUUUAAGUGUAACACCUGUUGGUGUUUUGCUUAGUGAGAGCUGCCCGUCUCAGUAUUUCCAGCAGACAGUCCUUUGGUUGCAGUCUCAGUACAGCAAAUCCAGCUGUGCCUUGGAUGCAUGAGCAGAGCAAAUAUUUCAUGUUAAGAAACAAAAUGAACAAGCACAACUUUACUUAACACACUUUGGUCCUAAGGGGGUAAUUAAAAACCUGUGCUUCUCUCUUGCGUUCGGAAAACACAUGUGCCUGUUAGGAUAUCUUAUGGCAGCUCUGUGUUAAUGGUCUUGUUUAAUUAUGCUUGACACUUUAUUAAAGCACUUUGAUAAUUCUCCUCUUUGUAAUUAGCUUUAGCGGUUUAUUUUUUUUAAGCUACAAUUUUCCUUUUAAUGUGACCUGACAAACAAGGUCUGUGAAACUUUAUACAUUCCAGUCUGUCUCAGUGUGCAGGUUUAACUUCUUGCUUUGCACUUCCUCGACAGUACUGAUUGCUUCCUUGGUUGCCUUUGCAGAGGACUUGAAUUUAAAAGAAAUUAUCUGCUUAUUAACUAUUGCAACAUACUCUAAAUCCUGCAACCAACGAGUACAUGAGGAAUUGAAUCACUCACGCUCUUUGUCUCUCCCAGUCAUUUUCACAAGGGUAUCUUUAAGACAGGUGCAUGUACAAAGCAACUGGGUAUCACUCGGGGAAAUUCUGUGAGGUUUGCUUAGAAGGAAAACCCCCCAGUUUUGAGAAGAAAACAACUGCACACUGUUGGUGAAAUAGGGAUCGGUGAGUGGCCGAUGGCUCCUUCAUCUCUUCUUUCGGAUGCUUCUUCCUGUCCUGAUUGAAUCUUGUCGUGUGCUGUCAUGCUAAAUGGCAGUAAAUUGAUUGCAGAGCCACAAUUUUAAGUUCACUGUUAUUUUUUGCCAGUUAAAGUGAAUGACAUAAGGUGAGAUUUCAAGAUCUUUUGAGCUCAGGGCUGUGGAGUACUGCCUGCCUUUCUUCUCUUGAGUAGCAGCUCUCUUGAAGUGAUGUAUUUUUCAUUGGACAAAAUUAGAUCCCACAGCCACUUUGCUGCCACAGUUCCUGUUUGCACGGUAACACCUAUGUGUGUGACAGGCCAAGAUGAGUGGUGGCUGCUUCUCAUUUAGCUCCUUCCUCAGGUGCAUUUUCUUGCCUAACCAAACAAGCAGCCCAUCUCUACCCCAUUCUAAUAGUGCUAAUAGACUAAUCUGUUUUUAUAGCUGCUUUACCGUAGCCAGGUCAAAAGUUGACAACUUAUGCAAUGGAUAUCUAUACGUUUUAGACUUGAUAUAAUGUCUCUUUAAAAAACAAACAAAAAAAAAACAUUAUAUAUAUUUGUGAAUAUAGCUAAUGAUUUUUCUUUGUGCUGCUGGGAUUUUAAGUGCAAUUCAAGUAAGUCAGAAUUUGGAACAAUCAGGGACUUGUAAGAGAUGUGACUUGUUAGUCGUUUUUGCCGUGGAGGUGGAUGUGAGUGCUAGGGAUACAGGUUGGUACUUACAGUGCCUAACAUACUGAGCCCCCCAGAAAACAAGAUAUUCAGCAUUUUUAACCCCUGAAGACUGGAAAAGGUACUGGACAAUAAAGUAAGUAAGAAGAAACUUGAAUAUUUGCUGACAGAUGGUAGAUUUCUACCAUCCCUUCCUUGGAGGCCCUGGGGAGCGGGCAGUGGUUUUGCCAGUGCUCUGGCUUGUGGCUCUUUAUUUUUUUGCCAUUUUUCAAUAGUGUAUUUCAGUCGCUUCCGAUGCGCCUCUGGCUGCAGUCUUCAGUCAGUGUUUUGGUAUCAUUCCCCUAGUUGCUACAGCAGCCCAGCACGCCCUGGCUUUUGAAAAUGUUCUUAAACUGGGAUAUAAGUGUGUGAAGGAAAGUUGCUCGUUCCACCUUCCCUGCAGGGUCGAGGGCCAUGCCGGCAUUGUUCCUCCGUCUCGCCAUCUCCUUGCCAAGGGGAGCUGAUGGUGUGCUUCUGAAUGCAGGUACUGAAUAGGAACAGUGGGAUCACAGGGAAAAGAAGCAAAAUAUCAACUUGACUGGGAGCAAUUUCUACAGUUGCCAGUUCUUUUAUGUUUGUUAUUCUUUAAUAAGAGGUGAGACCUGAGGAAGUCGGUAAUGAAUAUUUAAACAUACUCUGAAGUGGCCAGAUGCAGUUUUUCAUGAGCUUCUGUCCUGGUCAUUUUGAGUCUUUGAAAUCUUGUGUUGAAUUAUAAUGGGAGUAGGGGGGAGGGAAAGGAAAACCAGCUCCUUUUUGGUUCUUACCCUUGUUGGCUAUAAUGAAUGGAAGGAAUUUAAUCCAAUGAAAGUAAUGAAACUUAAUCCCUGCACUGUUGUCUUUGUUAACCAGUUCAAAGAACUAUUUUUAAUGCAUCUUAUUCACACCAGGCAGAUGAAUUUCUGCCAUUGCCACCCCCCAACUGGGGGUACUUCAAGUAGACUACUUCAGAAUGCACACUAAUGCAGCAGUAACUCUAUCUUGGAAGCUUCCAUUGAUUAUUUCAUUUGCCUGCCUGGAUAAAGGAUUGGGCUUUUACUGACCUGAACGUGAAGGCGAGAAAGGGUUCUCAUCUAGCCCUCUGGUUGCAUUUUUAUCAUGGCCGUUUGUUUCAGGAAGCCUUAAAAAAGUGCCUUACGUUUUUUAAGAUGUAUUUUGCUAAAAAUGUCCGAAUGCAGGAUAUCUCUAACAUUAUUUCAUUAUGAGCUGUAAAACAAACCAUAAACACUAAAACCAAAAAUGUUAUUUCUA
Molecule: messenger RNA, 5205 nt
Organism: Coturnix japonica (Japanese quail)
Lineage: Eukaryota; Metazoa; Chordata; Aves; Galliformes; Phasianidae
Gene: LRRC58
Product: leucine rich repeat containing 58
Cellular component (GO): cytoplasm
Molecular function (GO): protein binding
Source: RefSeq, a predicted model, not a curated record